Messenger RNA from Zophobas morio, 1771 nucleotides. RefSeq names its product mitochondrial thiamine pyrophosphate carrier-like. Gene Ontology annotation, biological process: thiamine pyrophosphate transmembrane transport. The transcript is spliced from 3 exons. Bases 282 to 1226 code for a protein of 314 amino acids. Gene Ontology annotation, cellular component: mitochondrial inner membrane. The record is from RefSeq and is a predicted model, not a curated record. Lineage: Eukaryota; Metazoa; Arthropoda; Insecta; Coleoptera; Tenebrionidae. Gene Ontology annotation, molecular function: thiamine transmembrane transporter activity.
GUAGUUACCGGUAGUUACGACAUUUGUGAUAAAAAACCCGCAAAAUUUUAAUUCUGCAAGAUAAAAAAUUUGUUCGCCUACUGCCAAUGUCAAACUCACAUCAUUUAUGUUGUUUGCAGAACCACGUGCAAAUGUCGUAUUUGCCGUGUGACAUUUGAGGUUACGUAAAUGUCAGUCAAGUGUCAUUGCUUGUCACUAAUGAUGGGUAUUCAAAAAGAAAAAUGAAAAUACAAAUUUUUGUGAACAUACAAUAUAUUGGUACAAAAUUGUUUUAGCAAGGAAUGGUAGGAUAUAGUAAAUAUAGACAAAGAAAACUAACGCAGUUAGAUUAUCUGAUAGCUGGAGCAGGCUCAGGUGUAAUAACUCGAAUGAUAACACAACCAUUGGAUGUGUUAAAAAUCAGAUUUCAACUUCAAGUGGAACCGAUAUUGCGGAGCAGUUCGUCAAAGUAUCAUUCAGUGUUUCAUGCAACAAAAUUAAUAAUACAAGAGGAAGGUGUCAAGGCUCUUUGGAAAGGACAUAUUCCUGCUCAGUUCUUGUCCGUGAGUUACGGAACUGUGCAGUUUUGGUCAUUUGAAGUAUUAACAGAGAAAGCUGCAACAUUCGAUCUGUCCCCAUCGUUUUAUCCUGUUAUAAAUUUUACUUGUGGAGCUGUGGCAGGUUGUACCGCUACAGCUGCAUCAUUUCCAUUUGAUGUUGUAAGGACAAGACUUGUUGCCCAAAGUGAACACCAGAAAGUAUACUCAAGUGUUACACAAGCUUUCACUACAAUUGUAAGAAAUGAAGGCUUUUUUGCUUUAUAUAGAGGCAUGUUACCCACAUUUUUUCAAAUAGCCCCUCAUGGAGGAGUGCAGUUUAUGUGUUAUAGACUUUUUAAUAAUUUUUACAAGUAUUUAACAGAUACCACAGAUACAACAUUUGUGAGCAGUUUUCUGUCAGGCAGUUUUGCUGGUUUCUGUGGGAAGACUGCAGUAUAUCCACUUGAUUUAGCCAAGAAAAGAAUGCAAAUACAGGGAUUCGAACACGGUCGUAGUUCUUUUGGGGCAUUUUUCAAGUGUAGUGGUCUUUAUGACUGCCUUGUGAAGAUAUAUGAAGUUGAAGGAUUUUCGGGACUUUUUAAGGGUCUUUCCCCGAGUAUUCUCAAAGCAGUUUUUACAACUGCUUUAUAUUUUAGCACCUAUGAAACAAUUUGUAAGUUGCUGGCAAGCCAGCGAGAAGAUGAUUAAAUUUUACCGUUUUAGUCACGAACUUUUUUAAGUUCUGUAGAUAUUGUCUCUGUGAUCAGUGGUAGAUGUGUUCAGUAAUUAUUAUAAAUAAUAUAUGUCGUUUUUUUUUUUGUUAUGUAUAUUAACGUGAAGGAAUAGACUGACAAUUUAUAUUGUUUUCGUUUAUUAAUACUUACUUAAGGACAACGUUCUUUGCAGACCUUAAAAAAUCCAUGUUUAUUCAAUCAGUAAAUUUAGUUGCUAAAAUAUAGCCUAAUGAUAUGAGAAUUUAAUUUCCAGUGAAGUUGCUUUUACCAAAUCAAGAUGAUGUUUCCGUUCGACCUGUAGGAGGUAUGCAUGCGUGGGCGUCUGUGUCGGGUUUUGAAUGUCUUAUAUAAAGUAGUUGUCAGGUGUGUUUUCGUUGAAGUUCGACGAAGUUGUUAGUCUUGUAGAUGAACACUUGAAGAGAGUUUUGUCAGGAGCUGUAUUAUGUAGAAUCAGUUUAAAUUUAUCCUCCAAACAAUACUUCGCUCGUAUGAAAUUUUCCUAUAAGAUUGCAAGAAUAA